Molecule: messenger RNA, 5184 nt
Organism: Sitodiplosis mosellana (orange wheat blossom midge)
Lineage: Eukaryota; Metazoa; Arthropoda; Insecta; Diptera; Cecidomyiidae
Gene: Elp1
Product: elongator complex protein 1
Exons: 6
Coding region: 1331-5104 (1257 amino acids)
Biological process (GO): tRNA wobble base 5-methoxycarbonylmethyl-2-thiouridinylation
Cellular component (GO): elongator holoenzyme complex; cytosol
Molecular function (GO): tRNA binding
Source: RefSeq, a predicted model, not a curated record
UCACAACAAACAAGCGAACGCAGCAAACACCGAUAGUUUUGUUCAUAUCACAUUUCAUUCUCUCUUCCUGAACAAAAGUAAAGUCAGUCUCGUCUCCCGCAUUUUUUUUUUUUGCUCUGCGAAUUGUGCAACGUCAAAUAUUUUUUUAAUCACGUAAAUGUGAAUACGAAAUGAGAAGCUGCACUGUCAUCGCAAGCACUGAUCGCUAUCAACGACGACGACGACGACGACAACAAAGUAGAAAGUUGACGUUGGAACAGCGAUACGAUCACAUCAUCGAUAUAUGCUCCGUUUACCUGGCUAGAAAAUUGACGGUAAACAAUUGCAUCGAUAUGCUUUUGUUUGCCAAAAAGCAUCGAAUUUACCGACUUCUUCGAUUGUCCGCUGUGUUCAUCGAUCAAUAUUUUGAUAUGAUCUUUACUUCGGAUGAAUUCAUCGAAUUGGAUGCCGAUCACCUGUACCACUUGUUGCCCGAGCUGAUUUACGAUGAAAUGACCGAGGAUGAUGUGAAGAAUGCCAUAAUAUUUUGGUCAAAGUACAAACGGGCUGAACGAAAGAAGUACACCGAUGUUUUGUUGAUGACUGUGGAUCAAAAUAAGCGCAUAAACGUACAACUUUAACACGAAGUGGCUAGUGAAGUGGCAAACAGCAUACAAACCAGUGAUAUAACACGCAGUCAAACUGCACAGCAAUUGAAGUCACCUAAUCAACGCGAACGGAUGACCUUGUUUCCCUAUUACAUUUUAUCAAUCAGCUGUGUUUAAAACCGAAUCUCAUCAUUCCAUCAUAGUUCAAAAAAGUUACAAUUAAAGUCUAUCUCUAUUAAAAUGUAGUUUUACGGAAAAUUUCUAUUUAUUUUCUAUUUUUUUCCAAAUAUUUUUCCUCCAAUUCAGACUUUGUAAUUUGGAUGUUCCUUAUAAAAAAAAAACAACUGAAUCAAAAAUACAGUUCAAACACGAAAUGUACAUAAAAUUGGAUGAUUAAAUCACAAUCAAUUGAAAAUGCAAUUGACAGUAAAAAAAAAAUAGAAAAAAAAAUAUCUCAAACAAAUAAAUAAAAUAAAAAUCAAAUCUCCAUACAAAUUUUGUGUUCAUAAUUCAUUCAAUCGAAUGUCAUAAACAGCAAAAUCUCAAAUUGCCCAUCAAGUCACCACGAGUGUUGUAAAGCCCAAGUCGUUCACAAACCAAUGACCGAACUGUCAAACAUGCACAUUUGACGUAUUUGAGCUACGCAUCAGCUGUCACUAAACUUGAACGGCAUUCAAGCACGUGUAACGCGUAUUUGUGUGUGUUUUUUUUAAUACCGUAAGCACAAUAUUUACACCGAAAAAAUGCGAAAUUUAAAAUUAUUAUACAGCCGAACGGCUCAAUUAGAUUUGAGCGAGGUGAAUCACAUAAAUUUGAGUACCGAAACCGCUGGUACAACAUUCAUAGCAUCGAGUGAUCAAUUAUCAACGUUUGACUGGGAACAGCGACAAAUAAAUGCAAUUGCGCCGCUAGAAAAUAAAAUUGUCGGUUUUGAGCAUCUAUCGUUGAAUAAUGAAUUGUGUGUGGCGACGGAAGCGGGUGAGGUUAUUGUGUACAAUUAUCAUCAGUCGACAAAUGAAUCGGUGACAUUUUGUGAAGGUGGUUUAAAGGCGAUGACAUGGUCGCAUGACCAAGAAGUCGUUGCAUUCGUGACACAAGUCAAUUUAUUGGUGGUCAUGAACAGUGCUUAUGAUCCAAUUGCUGAGGUGAACCUUUUGGAUGACAGUUUCGGCGAUGAAGCGUUUAUCAAUGUUGGUUGGGGCAAGAAAGAGACACAAUUCCAUGGUACUGAAGGUAAACAAGCGGCACAUAAGAAACCAGAUGAUGUUCCAGUCGACGAUGUUACGGCAUUGGAACAACGCAUUUCGAUCGUGUGGCGAGGUGAUGAUGAAUAUUUUGCCAUUAGCUUCGUGGGAAAAAGCGGACGAAUGUUUAAAGUGUUCGACAAAGAAGGAAAGUUGAAAUACACAUCAGAGAAAUUAGCCGGUUUGGAGGCACCGAUUGAUUGGCGACCAACUGGAAAUUGGAUUGCAAUUCCACAUGUCCUACCGAAUAAGUACACAAUCGCUUUGUUCGAGAAAAAUGGAUUGAGACAUCGUGAAAUUGUUUUACCAUUCAAAAAAGAACAAGAGAAGGUCGAACAAUUACUUUGGAGCAGUGAUUCAGACAUUUUGGCCAUUUAUACCGAGCAUGCGAAUGGAUCAACCAUUUAUUUGUACACAAUUUGCAAUUAUCAUUGGUAUCAAAAGCAAACAUUGCAAUUUAGCGCCAAGUGUCAGGCCAUUCAAUGGGAUAACAACUAUUCAGAGGGUAAAUCGUUACAUGUGAUUGAAGACAAUUUGCGGUACACAGUUUAUCGAUGGGAUCAUUCAAUUGCCCGUUCAACUGGUUCGACCGGUGACGACCAAACGCUUGUUGCCGUAAUCGAUCGUGAAAAUCUGCUAUUGACUAAUUUCCGUGGUGCUGUGAUACCUCCGCCAAUGUGCGGUUCCACGUUGGCCCAUUUAUCACCAAUCAAUUACGCUGGAUUCAUUCGUCAGCCAUCCAAUGCAUCGAAUUCCAAUCAAUUCUUCAUCGUCGAUGCCACGAAUACAUUCUCCACUUUUGAGUGUACUUUUGAACGUAAUCCCGAACGAAACAUCAACCUAAUCGAAGAAACAAAAUUGAUACAAAGUUAUAAAAUAACUCAAGAUAACAUUGCUCCUCUAUUCCACCAGCAUUGGAUAUGGUUGAAUGAUUCGCAAGUAAUAUUCAGUUACAUCAAAGACGAUGCAACGGUGCUGUGUCUCGCUGAGCUCGCCCAAGGUCAAUUAAAUAUUUUGAGUGAAGAAUCAAUCGAUGGAAUUGUUGGUAAUUUAGUUGGCUCUGACAAGAGCUCGAAAAUUAUUUAUCAUUUGACUUGUGGCAAAUUCGGAUCGAUUGAGGUCGUAAAUUCCGAAUUGCAAGAGCGUGAAUUCUUAUUCGACGUGAACACAUUCUGUGAGCGAAUCGAUUGUGUCACGAUCAAUGACGUGGUGAAAGUGAUUGCAUUGAAAAAUCAACAGAAUCUGUAUGUUGACGGUGACAAGGUGGCUUCGGAUGUAACAUCAUUCCUGUUGACCGAGCAGUUUAUCCUGUUCACGACGCUCGACCAAUUGAAAUUCAUUCGAUUGGACGGGAAUCAAGUGAUCAACGAGCGUCGAAUCGAACGAGGUGGUCGAUUGGUUACAUCCGUUUCACAUGAUUCACGUACAGUACUGCAAAUGCCACGAGGCAAUUUGGAAACGAUUCAACCGCGUGUUCUUUCAUUGGUCAUCAUUGGUGAACUCCUGGACGCUCAUUCGUAUCGUAAAGCCUUUGAUUUGCUGCGCAAACAACGGAUCAAUUUGAAUCUUUUGGUCGAUCACAAUCCAGUCGAUUUCUUAGCACAUAUUCCCGAGUUUAUUAUGGAUAUUGAUAAUAUUCAAUGGUUGAAUCUAUUUUUAUCCGAUCUACUCAAUGAAGAUGUGACCACGACCAUGUACGCAAGUAACUAUCAACAUCUGAAGAAUCGUUGCGUUGAAACUGCGUUCGCUGACUCAAACAAAGUCCAAGUCAUUUGUGAGAAAUUCUGCGAUGUUUUCGAACAAGAUUCAACGGUAAAACACCUCUUGCCAACGAUCACCGCACACGUGAAACGGAAGAAUUUCGAGAAGGCAUUGGAAAUGCUGUGGCGCGUUCGUCAAACUGAAUUGAAUCCAACCGAAGGGAAUAAAGCUGCGGUCAGUGCACAGGAAGCGUUGAAAUACUUGCUCUAUCUGGUGAAUGUGAAUGAUUUGUAUGACGUCGCAUUGGGAAUGUACGAUUUCGAAUUGGUGCUGUUUGUCGCACAAAAAUCACAGAAAGAUCCCAAGGAAUAUCUACCAUUUUUGAAUGAGUUGAAACAAUUGGAGGAAAAUUAUCGCAAAUAUCGAAUUGAUAACCAUUUGAAGAGGUACAGCAAAGCAUUGGAACACAUCGUGAAAUGUGGCGUGGAGAAACUGGAAGAAUGCUUGGAUCUGAUUGAGAAGCAUAAUUUGUACACACAAGCGCUGCGGCUGUUUAAAUCGAGCGAUGAAUGUUACAAUGAUAUUGUCAUUCAAUAUGCCGACCAUUUGCGUGGAAAGAGAAUGUUCUAUGAGGCCGCUUUGAUGUAUGAACGUGGCAGUGACUUUAAACAAGCCGUUUUGUCGGCCAAACACACAUUGGAUUGGAAAAAGUGCUUGCGAUUGGCGACUAAGUGCUCAUACUCGAAGGAAGAAACGGAGAAUAUUUGCUUAUCAUUAUUACCCGCUCUGCAAGAGAACAAUCGAUCCGAAGAAGCCGCAGAUCUAAUCCGGUACUUCAAUCCAAACAGUGAGCAACUCAUCAAAGUACUAUGCGAUGGAAGACUAUACCAAAAGGCAAUUAUGGAGGCAGCAAAUGUGUCUGAGCUACAAAAUGACUUCGUUCGAAAUCAUCUGAAUGAAUUUGCGAGUCGAACCAUUGAAAAAAUCCAGGCCAACCAAACACAAUUCAAAUAUCAAGUAACGCGAUUGCAAACGGUUCGCAAAGAAAAGGCCGAAAAGCUGUUGAAUGGCGAUGGAGAAAAUGAUGAUUGCGAUAUGUUCUCAGACACAACGAGUAUGAAUUCAUCGCGGUUCACGGGCAGCUCCAGAGGCACCGGUAAAUCAUUCAGAUCGAGCAAAAGUAAACGGAAACAUGAACGCAAAUUGAUGAGCUUGAAAGAAGGCAACCCAUUCGAAGAUAUCGCUUUAAUCGACGCCAUUUAUACAUCGGCUCUCACGAUUUAUGGACAACAACAACAAACCCAUGAUAUUUUGAAGUCGUUGGUCGAUUUGGAAUUGGAUGGCGUAGCAAUUGACAUUCAAAAAGCAUUCAAUGCAUUGUUAGAGGACGUUAAACGAUCAAUGGACUUGGUGUGGCUGCCCGAGAUGAUGGUCUUCGGCGAAAUCAAAGUCGAAGAAUACAUGGACUAUUUACGAGUUCAGAAUGAACAACAUUAUGCCAUGAUAAAGCCACAUCAAAGAGCGAAGCCACCACUCACGCUAAUCGACUGGCAAUUGGAAAUUUUGAAGUAAAUUCGCAUUUUUAUUGUAAGAGAGAAAUUUUGUUGAUAAACAAUGAGUAGAAUUAAAUAAAGAAGUUUAUCGGAAUAAAA